UUUGCGAUGUGAUAACAACUCAGAAAGCUGAAACACGCCGUAUAAAAUAAAUUUUAAUUCCUUCUUUUUUAUUCGUAAAUUCUGUAUUAAACCGGACAACAUUUAAUACGAAGUAAACAUGUCGCUGAUGCCAGGCGCUGAUCCCAAGGGCGGCGAUUCGGCCAAGCCGCAUCUGAUAGACACUGCCGAGCUGGACAAAAUGGCCAUGCAUUUUGUGGGCAACAUGAACAGAUAUCGGGAGAACAUCAUCAUUCCCAAGUCAAAUGGCCCCGUCAAAAUCAAGACAAAUGAGGAGAAACUCAUCGAGACUGCCGUCGAGAGUUGCGCCUUCAAGAGCACCAUGGCCUGUGUCAUGGGUUAUGGAUUGGGUGCCGCCUUGGGUCUGUUUAGUGCGUCCGUGAAUCCAAACAUGGCCGAUCCCUUUGCCAACGAGAAGAAACAGACGGCGCGCGAAGUAUUCCGCGAGAUGCGCUCCACAACACAUUCUUAUGCGAAGAAUUUCGCAUUGAUUGGCGCCGUCUUCUCUAUAGUCGAGUGUACCAUCGAAAGUAAACGUGGCGUGACAGAUUGGCGCAAUGGAACGUAUGCGGGUGGAAUUACGGGCGGAUUGAUUGGACUGCGAGCUGGCAUCAAGGCGGGCAUCAUUGGUGGUUUGGGCUUUGCGGCAUUUUCUACGGCAAUCGAUUACUACAUGCAUAUGAGAUAGUUAAGCUUUUAAUCGUAUAAAUGUUUUUGUUCUUAAUUAUUAA
Drosophila grimshawi is the source of this 749-nucleotide messenger RNA. RefSeq names its product mitochondrial import inner membrane translocase subunit Tim22. Gene Ontology annotation, biological process: protein insertion into mitochondrial inner membrane. The transcript has 3 exons. Gene Ontology annotation, cellular component: TIM22 mitochondrial import inner membrane insertion complex. Gene Ontology annotation, molecular function: transmembrane protein transporter activity. Lineage: Eukaryota; Metazoa; Arthropoda; Insecta; Diptera; Drosophilidae. The record is from RefSeq and is a predicted model, not a curated record. Bases 119 to 706 code for a protein of 195 amino acids.